AUGUUUGACUGGGUCGGUUUGUUAUUAAAGACAGCCUACUACUAUGGGCAGAUCAUUGGUCUGUGCAACUUCAAAAUUGACUGGCAAAGAGGUCGUGUUGUUGCAGCCCAAAGGAGUAUAAUUUUCGCCAUCGCGAUUAACGUCUUAAUUUGUAUGGUGGUGCUUUUGCAAAUCACCAAGAAAUUCAAUCUCGAUGCGUACUUCAGUAGGGCGAACCAGCAACACCAAUAUGUGAUCAUCGUGAUGGUUUCACUGAGGAUGGCUUCAGGUCUUUCUACAAUUCUCAACAGAUGGCGCCAGCGAGCACAACGGAUGCGCAUGGCUGAAUUUGUAUUUCGGCUAUUUCUGAAAAAGCCGCAAGUGAAGCAAAUGUCGCGAUGGGCAAUUCUUGUAAAGUUAUCUGUAGCUGUCGUCAGCGACUUCUUACAAAUGGCCAUCUCUAUAGACUCAGUGGGUCGCUUGGGAUCCAAACAAUUCGUGGGAAUGGUUUUGGCGUUCUGGAUGUCAGCCAUUAUAAAUAUGGCCUUAUCACAGUACUAUUUGAUAAUACUUUUCGUUCGAGCCUAUUACCAUUUGCUCAAGACCAAGCUGCGGCAGGUGAUCCAUGAAAGCCAGAUGUUAAGUGAGACUUACCCACGGAGAGGGGCUUUCAUGACCAAGUGCUGUUUCUUGGCCGAUCGAAUAGAUAAUAUAGCAAAACUUCAGAAUGAACUGCAAUCUAUCGUGACCCAGUUGAACCAGAUGUUCGACUUGCAAGGGAUGAUGGUUUAUGUCGGAUACUAUAUAUUCUUUACAUCUACAAAUUACAUAACGUACAGUUUAGCUAAAAAUGGUCUAGAACAACUGCACUUGACUGUCAGAGCAGUGACACUGGGAUUUAGUUGGUGGAUGGAUGCCAUACUAAAUCUGUUUGUUAUACUCAAUCUCUUGGAUGAUCACAAGGAGCUAGAACGGUUACUAGAAGAUAGAACUCUGUUUACUUCCGCCUUGGAUGUCCGCUUGGAGCAAUCCUUUGAAAGCAUCCAAUUGCAGCUAAUUCGAAAUCCGUUCAAAUUUGAAGUAUUGGAUAUAUUCACCAUUACUCGGAGUUCAUUCGCGGCCAUGAUGGGAUCUAUAAUAACGCAUUCGAUAUUUCUUAUUUAA
This is a messenger RNA of Drosophila sechellia, 1143 nucleotides long. It is a transcript of the gene Gr36a, whose product is annotated as Gustatory receptor 36a. The transcript has 3 exons. The coding region runs from base 1 to 1143 and encodes 380 amino acids. Gene Ontology annotation, cellular component: membrane. Gene Ontology annotation, biological process: sensory perception of taste. The record is from RefSeq and is a predicted model, not a curated record. Lineage: Eukaryota; Metazoa; Arthropoda; Insecta; Diptera; Drosophilidae.